Molecule: messenger RNA, 10403 nt
Organism: Cannabis sativa
Lineage: Eukaryota; Viridiplantae; Streptophyta; Magnoliopsida; Rosales; Cannabaceae
Exons: 22
Coding region: 165-10187 (3340 amino acids)
Biological process (GO): protein phosphorylation; DNA integration; recognition of pollen
Molecular function (GO): ATP binding; nucleic acid binding; protein kinase activity
Source: RefSeq, a predicted model, not a curated record
AAUAAUAAUAAUAAUAAUUUAGUGAAAGAGAGAGACAACUGGGCACUUGAGUUUUAACAAACGUGAAACCAAAAAUCGCAAAGAUGGGACAUGGGAGAUAUGUUCGUCUGUACAGAGUUUUCAAGAAAAGUUUCUAGUUAAAUGCCAUCAAAAAAAAGAAUUAAAUGGAUAAGAAGAACAAACACCCAGUCCUUGUUCACAACCACAAAUAUGUAUUAACUUUCUUGUGGUGCUAUUCCAGUCUUUUUUGCUCUGCUAGAGAUACCAUGAAAUAUGGUGAUUUGGUCAGAGACAAAGUUAAUAGUAGAGAGACAAUUAAGCUUGUUUCAGACAAAGAAAUUUUUGAGCUCGGAUUCUUCACUCCCGAGGGCAGCCCUAGUCAGAAACGAUAUGUUGGGAUAUGGUACUACAAGGUCAGUCCAAGGACGGUUGUUUGGGUCGCCAACCGAGAAAAUCCACUAGUCACCACUUCAAGAACUAGAGGAGGAACCUUUGGUAUUGCAGAAGAUGGUAACCUUCAAGUGUUUGAUUACUCUGCUGGUACAGGAAGGUCAUUUUGGUCAUCGAAACUUGAAUCUUCCUCAUCUUCAAACAGGACAUUAACCCUUUUGGAUAAUGGAAAUCUUGUGCUAACUGAGUAUAACGGUAUAAGGCUGUGGGAGAGCUUUAAAAACCCAACUGAUACAUUUCUUCCCGGUAUGAAGAUGGAUGAGAAUGAGAGCUUAACGUUGACUUCAUGGAAACACGAGUUUGACCCUGACAUUGGUGACAUAUCGUUUACUAAGGGUGAGGGAACUAACUCGUUCAUGAUCCGUAAAAAAACGAGUACUCUCUGGAAAAGUGUUGAAAUCGGUAUGUUCUUAAGCCCAAAUCAGAUGCCGACUAUGAUAACAAACCUUUUAGAAAAUAAUAGUGAGCCAAAACAAAAAAAUACUACUUACAAAACAGGGCAAGAAGUCUCAAAUUAUAGUUACUCAAGGUUAGUGAUCUACUCUACUGGAAAAUUUGAGUACGUGACUUGGGAUGAUCAAAAUUGGGCAGUGGCAUGGUCUGUACCAAGUGAUAGGUGCGAUGAGCUAAACAUUUGUGGCGAUUUCGGGAUCUGUAACAGUAAUGAGCAGAUGAGGCCGUGCAGAUGCUUGCCUGGAUUUAAAUCGAGUCUGGUGGAGGAGUGGUAUUCUGGAGAUUACUCAGAUGUCUGUAGCAGAGGAACAAAACUCUGCAAAAAUGACACAUUCUUGAAGUUGAAGAUGAUGAAAGUGGGAAGACGAGACUCAACAACAAGCAUACAAGUUAACAAUGUGGCUGAAUGUGAGAUGACUUGCCGUGAUGAUUGCAAAUGCCAGGCUUAUUCACUUGAGACUCAUCAGAAUAGUUGGAACAGAGGGGAUUCAACACCAACUAAUUUGAGUUGUUGGACAUGGUCUGAAAAUCUAAACGAUCUUCAAGAAGAAAAUAUUACUAAGGAUGGCGUUCACACCUUCUUUGUGCGAGUUGCCUUAUCCGAUUUAAAUGGUGAAACUUCAAAUUCAUCAAUUGUGAAGCCUACGAGAAGAAAAUCGUUAUAUCUGAUUGUUUCGCUUACAGUUACCAGCGUAAUUGUUUUGUCAAUCAUUUUUAUUUCGCUUAUCAUAUGGAGAAAAAAGAAGACAAAAAUGCGAGAGAGCAGAAAAUUGUCUAACCAACAAAACAGAACACUUAACAAGUUAGACACUGAGAGACACAUCCAAGAAUUGAUGAACUCUAGGGAAAUCAAGGAGGAAGAUGAGAAAGGCAUAGAUGUACCAUUAUUUACUUUGAAAAGUGUACUCACCGCAACAAAUAACUUUUCUGUGGAAAACAAACUCGGACAAGGGGGUUAUGGGCCUGUUUACAAGGGGAAAUUUCCAGGAGGCCAAGAAAUUGCAGUAAAGACGCUGUCAAGUAUUUCAAGACAAGGGAUACAUGAAUUCAAGAAUGAAGUGAUAUUAAUAGCAAAACUUCAGCAUCGAAACCUUGUUAAACUUCGGGGGUAUUGCAUAGAGAAAGAGGAGAUGAUUUUACUCUACGAGUACAUGCCUAACAAAAGCUUAGACGCCUUCAUAUUUGAUGACACAAAAAGGGGCUUAUUGAAUUGGGAGCUACGCUUUGACAUUAUUAUGGGGAUAGCUCGCGGACUUCUUUAUCUUCAUCAAGACUCUAGAUUAAGGAUCAUUCACAGAGAUUUGAAGACCAGUAAUAUCCUUCUAGACUGUGAUAUGACACCCAAAAUAUCUGACUUUGGCCUGGCAAGGAUGGUUGGAGGCAAAGAAACAGAGGACAUCACAAAUAGAGUGGUUGGGACUUAUGGUUACAUGUCUCCGGAAUACGCUCUUGAAGGACUUUUCUCUGUCAAAUCCGAUGUAUUUAGUUUUGGUGUGGUUCUACUUGAGAUAGUAAGUGGGAAAAAGAGCACACGAUUUGUUCAUUCAGAUCCACCCUUGACCCUCCUGGGUUAUGCAUGGAAACUUUGGACAGAAAACAAGGUGUUGGAGUUAAUGGACCAGACUUUGCAGGAAAGUUGCAAAGAAGAUCAACUGAUUAAGUGUGUAAAUAUUGGGCUCUUAUGCGUACAAGAAGACCCAAGUGAUCGGCCAAACAUGUCAAACAUUGUAACCAUGCUUGACAGUGAUUCUGCAACUCUUCCAUCUGUGAAACAACCAGCUUUUGUCCUUAGAAAAGGAUCAAGUAACACAGCUUCUUCUAGUAAGCCUGAAACAGCGAACACAGAAAUAAGUUACACCAUCACCAUGGAAGAAGCUUGGCGAUUACUAACUAAUGAGACGUCUCUUGUUGGUCGAAUUUACAAGAGUAGGUACUUUCCACAUGGAACUUUUCUUACUGCUCUAAUUGGUAACAAUCCUAGCUUCAUCUGGAGGAGUAUAUAUGAAACUCAACCGAUUAUUGCAGCAGGGGCACGUAUUCGUAUUGGCACUAGUUUGACUGUCCCAGUGUUGAGUUCCCCUUGGCUCCCUAAUAUGACCAAUUUGUGUGUGAUAAGCUCUCCAGGUCUUGUUGGGGCAUCCGUUAAUCAGCUAAUGAUUGCUGAUAAUUCUCAAUGGGAUGCUGACAUAUUAAACGAUCAUUUUGAUCAAAGAGACAGGGAUCUCAUCAUCAAUAUUCCUAUUAACUCAUCUAAUUUGGAGGAUGUGUGGUUUUGGCAUCAUGAGAAUUCGGGUAUUUAUUCUGUUAAGAGAUGCUAUCAAUGGCUCCAAGUUUCUAAAGGGAGAUGGUCUGUUGAUAUGGAGUCGAAUCUUUGGCGUUGCUUGUGGAAAACUAAAGUCCCACCUAAGGAUAUUCAUUUUGCUUGGAAAGGCAUCACUGGGUGCCUGGCCACUCAGCUCCACUCAAAACAUGUGUCUGUGCAACUUAGUUGUGUACUCGACCGUGGACAUUCUGCUAUGUUCGAAGAGGCAUUAAUGGUAUCAUGGGCUAUUUGGAGGGCUAAGAAUGAUUUUCUUUGGAACAAGAAAGUCUCCUCUGCUGCUGAAGUUAUUAUUUCAGCACAUGCGGUCUUGAAUCAAUGGAAAAGUGCUUGCUUAAAUCGAUUUAAACCUCUGCCUGAACUGGUGAACAAUCUUAGCAGAUCUAACUCUUGGAUUGCGCCUAUGAAUGCAACUCAAUCCUUUGGUGUGGGAUGUCUUGUCCGUGGGGGUGAUGGUCAGCUUAUUGAGGCUUUUUGCUUGCAUAAAGCCGGUUGUGUUCAGCCUAGCUUAGCUGAGGCCAUUGGUGCCAAAGAGGCAUUAAGUUGGAUCAAGAGGAAAGGUGCUUGUUAUUGGUCAGAUUGUCUUUUUGUUGGUAGCAAUGUUCCUGAUGCUAUUAACGACGUUGUAAUGGCCGAUUUGGUAGAGAACCUUUUUGGCUCUGCUAUUGAUACCAUGAAAUAUGGUGAUUGGAUCAGAGACAACGUGAAUAGUAGGGAGAAGACGAUUAAGCUUGUUUCAGCCAAAGAAAUGUUUGAGUUUGGAUUCUUCACUCCCAAGGGCAGUCCUAGUGAGAAACGAUAUAUUGGGAUAUGGUACUACAACCUCAGUCCAAAGACGGUUGUUUGGGUUGCCAACCGAGAAAAUCCACUAGUCACUGUUAGUGUUGAAAGGCAUGAUCUUGAUGCUAUUCUUUUCACUGGCACACCCCCACCCCAAAAUCUUGUUACUGGAGCUGUCAAUCCCGAAUACACCAACUGGAAAAAGAAGGAUCAAUUGCUUCUUUCAUGGCUUCGGUCCUCUAUGUCUGAAGUUAUUCUUGCAUCUGUUGCAAAUCAUACAUCGGCUCACUCUCUCUGGCGUGCGUUAGAGCAAAAGUUUUCUAGCCAAACCAAAGCCCGAUUGCUGCAACUCAAGGGCCAAUUCUCUCAUGUACACAAAGGAAGUCUCUCCAUCUCCGAAUAUGUCGAAAAAGUUCAAACGAUUGCUGAUGCUCUCACCGUUGCUGGAGCUGCGGUUCAAGAUCAAGAUCUUGUUCUUCAAGUGCUAAAUGGAUUAGGUCCGGACUUUGAUUCUGUUGUCUCCGGAAUAACAGCUCGGAGUGACGAUCUUUCCAUUGAUGAAGUUCAAGCGUUACUGCUGUCUCACGAAAGCCGAUUGGAGCAUCAUCAUCAAAUGCAGGAUCUGUCAAUGAAAAUGCAAGCAAAUCUUGCUUUUGGCUCAGGACGAUCGGGUGGUGUUCGACCUUUUUCCUCCACCAGAAAUGGCAAUCAAGAAACCUCUCACAGUCAAGGCCGUGGGCGUGGGUACUCUCGUUUUCCCCCAAACAGAGUUGUUUGUCAAGUGUGUCUCAAAGUUGGACAUACAGCACCUGUUUGCCAUUAUCGUUUUGACAAGAAUUGGCAAGUUCCUAAACCUGCUGCUACAAAUCCGAGAGCCUACCUCACUGAACAUGAUCUUGAAUAUGAUCCUAUGGCCUAUUCUACUACCAUGGUUCAAGAUUUUGGAGAUGAUUGUCAGUGGUUUGCGGACACCGGAGCCACUCACCAUGUCACCUCAGAUAACAAUCAAUUGGACCAAUCUACUCCUUACAAUGGCACUGAUGGUUUGGCUGUAGGGGAUGGUAAGAAACUUAUGAUUUCUCAUACCGGUUCUACCUUUCUACCCUAUUCUUCUAUUGCUUUAAAAUCUGACAAGCAAACGGGGGCUGUGCUUCUCAAAGGGAAACGUAAACAUGGAUUGUACACACUUGGGGAUACUCCAUUGUUUUCUUGGAUUUAUCCUUUAACAGUCAAAUCUCAGGCCUUUGAUAUGUUCAUUCGGUUCAAGAGCAUGGUGGAGAAGCAAUUUGAAUUACCUAUCAAAGCUGUGCAAGCUGAUGGAGGAGGUGAGUAUAAGCCAUUUGCCAAAUUCCUCUCUGAUCAAGGGAUACUGUUCAGUCAUCCUUGUCCUCAUACUCAUGCUCAAAAUGGGAGAGUAGAGAGAAAGCAUCGACAUGUGACUGAAACUGGACUCACUCUUCUUGCACAAGCUGGUCUUGACUUAAAAUACUGGUGGCAUGCAUUUUCUUGUGCAACUUUCACAAUAAAUAGACUUCCUACACCGGUAUUGGGAAAUAUAAGUCCUUUUCAAUGUCUAUUCGGUCAAGAACCUGACUAUACUAUCCUAAAACCAUUUGGGUGUGCGUGUUUUCCUCAUCUACGACCUUACAAUGCCCACAAAAUUGAGAUGCGAUCUCAACAAUGCUUGUUCUUGGGAUACUCUUCCUAUCAUAAAGGCUACUUGUGUGAAAGUAACCAAGGAAGAAUUUACAUAGCUCGUAAUGUCAUCUUUAAUGAAGGAUUUUUCCCAGGCCAUAAUUCUGAUCUGCAACAACAAAACCAGCAGGUACAUCAAUCUUCAUCUACUCCUAAUUUUCCAUCUGCUACAUUUUUCACCCAAAAUACUUAUCAAGAUUCUAAUAACAAUGUCCCUUUUGGAAAUAUUUCGAGGGAAACAUCUCAUGAACCACAACCUGCUACUCCUGGUGGUGUCACUGCCAGUCAAAAUGGCAACAAUCUUGCAACCAAUGCUACUACUGGUUUACACAGUCCAUCUGCAACUCCAUCAGUUCACAGUACACCUCUCAUUACUCAACAUAUUCCACCUUCUACUACCCAAAAUCCCACGACCAAUGUCCCCCAACAUACAAAUCCCCAUAUCACCAACAAUGAUAUACCACAUACUUCUGCUCACUCCCAAUCUCUACCUCACUUACAUCCACCAAAUCCCACCCGAUCCCAUGCCAUGACAACUCGUUCUCAAAAUGGCAUAAGAAAACCAAAAGUGUACUGUGCUACUAAACAUCCUCUACCAGAAGCAUUAAUACCCACUGAACCAAAGUCUGUUAAGGCCGCCCUCAAAGACCCGAAGUGGCAUGCUUCAAUGUCUACUGAAAAUACAGCUUUAAAGAAGGCAAAGACUUGGACUUUAGUUCCAAGAACUGAUGAUAUGCAGGUCAUUAGCAACAAGUGGAUUUUUCGAGUUAAACUAAAUGCAGAUGGAUCUUUGGAUCGAUGUAAGUCUCGGUUAGUUGCAAGAGGAUACUUACAACUUCCUGGGAUUGACUACGAAGAAACUUUCUCACCUGUUGUGAAGCCCGUGACCGUUAGAACUGUACUUUCCUUGGCUGUAUCAAACAAUUGGCGUGUUACUCAACUUGAUGUGAGUAAUGCCUUUCUAAAUGGCACUUUAAAUGAAGUGGUGUACAUGCAACAACCUCCUGGAUUUGAAGAUGAACAACAUCCUGAUUAUGUGUGUUUGUUGCACAAGGCUAUAUACGGGUUAAAGCAGGCACCCCGCGCUUGGAAUGACAAGUUAAAACAGAGCUUAUUGCAGAUGGGAUUUCACAAUUCUCGGGCAGAUACUUCCCUCUUUAUACACGGUUCUGGCCAUAAUUUGGUUGUGUUACUUGUAUAUGUCGAUGACAUAUUAGUAACCGGACCAAACCAGCAGCUGAUAUCACAGUUGGUAACUAAUCUAAACUCUCAAUUCUCUCUUAAAGACUUAGGGGAAGUCCAUUAUUUUCUUGGAGUUGAGAUAGUAAGAACUGAAAAUGGUAUGCAUCUAUCUCAAUCCAAAUAUAUUACUGAUUUACUUCUCAAAGUUCACAUGGAGGGUGCUAAACCGUGUCCUAAUCCGAGUAGUUCAACUGUGAAACUCAGUCUCACCGAGGGAGAACCAUUUGAUAAUCCUACUUUGUACAGAAGUACCAUUGGUGCACUACAAUAUCUUAGUUUAACAAGACCGGAUGUUGCAUAUAUUGUUAAUAAACUAAGUCAAUUUCUAAAAGCACCUACUAUAGUUCAUUGGGAAGCAUGCAAGAAAUUGUUGAGGUAUUUGAAAGGCACCAUCAGUCACGGCCUCAUUCUCAAACCAGCACAAACUCUUUCUAUUGAAUGCUAUUCAGAUGCCGAUUGGGGAAGUUGCAUAGAUGAUCGAAAAAGCACAGGUGGUUAUGUGGUGUUUUUGGGUGGAAAUUUAAUAUCAUGGUCUGCUAAAAAGCAACAUGUGGUCGCUCGAUCAAGUACUGAAAGCGAAUUUAGAGCUUUAGCUAAUGCCGCUGCAGAAGUAAAAUGGAUUGGUUCGUUAUUAACUGAACUUCAGGUGCAGGUGCCUCAAUCUCCGAUUAUUUGGGUUGAUAAUCAAAGUGCCGCUGCGCUCGCUGCUAAUCCAGUGUUUCAUGCUCGAUCUAAACAUAUUGAACUUGACUUACACUUUGUUAGAGAUCAAAUUUUAGCAAAACAACUUCAAGUUCGGUAUGUUCCAGCAUUGGAUCAAGUAGCUGAUCUGCUUACUAAAUCCCUUUCAACUGACAGAUUUUUGUACCUAAAGUCCAAACUUCAAAUGGCUAUCACCCCUUUUCGUUUGCGGGGGGAUGUUAGUGUUGAAAUCACCACUUCAAGAACAAGAGGAGGAACCUUUGGUAUUGGAGAAGAUGGUAACCUUCAACUUUUUGAUUAUAAAGGAAGGUCAUUUUGGUCUUCAAAUCUCGAAUCUUUCUCAUCUUCAAACAGGACAUUAACCCUUUUGGAUACUGGAAAUCUGGUGUUAACAGAGUAUAACGGUAUAAGAUUGUGGGAGAGCUUUAAAAACCCAACUGAUACAUUUCUUCCUGGUAUGAAGAUGGAUGAGAAUGAGAGCUUAACAUUGACUUCAUGGAAAGACGAGUUUGACCCUUACAAUGGUGACAUAUCGUUUACUAAGGGUGAGGGAACUAACUCGUUCGUGAUCCGUAACAAAACGGGUACUCGUUGGAAAAGUGCUGAAGUCAGUAUGUUCUUAAGCUCAAAUCAGAUGCCGACUACGAUAACAAACUUUUUAGAGAACAAAAGGGGUGUUGCUCAUAAAAAUACUACUUACAAAACUGGACCAGAAAUCUCAAAUUAUAAUUACUCAAGGUUAGUGAUCAACUCUAAUGGAAAACUUGAGUACUUGAGUUGGGACCAAAAUUGGACAGUGGCAUGGUCUGUACCAAGUGAUAGAUGCGAUGGGCUAAACAUUUGUGGCGAUUUCGGGAUCUGUAACAGUAAUGAACAGAUGAGGUCGUGCAGAUGCUUGCCGGGAUUUAAGUCGAGCCUGGUGGAGGAGUGGUAUUCUGGAGAUUACUCAGAUGUUUGUAGCAGAGGAGCAAAACUAUGCAACGGUAACGAUUCAUUCUUGGGGUUGAAGAUGAUGAAAGUGGGGAGACGAGACUCAACAACAAGCAUACAAGUUAACAACGUAACUGAAUGUGAGAAGACUUGCCGUGAUGAUUGCAAAUGCCAGGCUUAUUCACUUGAGACUCAUCAGAAUAGUUGGAACAGAGGGGAUUCAACUCAAACUAAUUUGAGUUGUUGGACAUGGUCUGAAAAUCUAAACGAUCUUCAAGAAGAAAAUAUUACUAAGGAUGGCGUUCACACCUUCUUUGUACGAGUUGCCUUAUCCAAUUUAAAAGAUGAAACUUCAAAUCCAAGAAUAGUAAAGCCUAGGAGAAGAAAAUCGUUAUAUCUAAUUGUUUCCCUUACAGUUACAAGCGUAAUUGUUCUGUCAAUCAUUAUAAUUUCGUUUAUCAGUUGGAGAAAAAGGAAGACCAAAAGACGAGAGAACAGAAAACUAUUUGACCAGCAAAACAGAGCACUCAACAAGUUGGACACUGAGAGACACAUCCAAGAAUUGAUGAACUCCAGCGAAAUCAAGGAGGAAGAUGAGAAAGGCAUAGAUGUACCAUUUUUCACUUUAGAAAGUAUACUCACCGCAACAAAUAAUUUAUCUGUGGAAAACAAACUUGGACAAGGGGGUUAUGGACCUGUUUACAAGGGAAAAUUUCCAGGAGGCCAAGAAAUUGCAGUAAAGAAGCUGUCAAGUGUUUCAAGACAAGGGAUACAUGAAUUCAAGAAUGAAGUGAUUUUAAUAGCAAAACUUCAGCAUCGUAACCUUGUUAGACUUCGGGGAUAUUGCAUAGAGAAAGACGAGAUGAUUUUACUCUACGAGUACAUGCCUAACAAAAGCUUAGACUCCUUCAUAUUUGAUGACACAAAAAGGGCCUUAUUGAAUUGGGAGAUACGCUUUGACAUUAUUAUGGGGAUAGCUCGAGGGCUUCUUUAUCUUCAUCAAGACUCUAGACUAAGAAUCAUUCACAGAGAUUUGAAGACCAGUAAUAUCCUUUUAGAUUGUGAUAUGAAUCCCAAAAUAUCUGACUUUGGCUUGGCAAGGAUGGUUGGAGGUAAAAAAACAGAGGACAACACAAACAGAGUAGUUGGAACUUAUGGUUACAUGUCACCAGAAUACGUUCAAGGAGGAGUUUUCUCUGUCAAAUCGGAUGUGUUUAGCUUUGGGGUUGUUCUACUUGAGAUUGUAAGUGGAAAAGGGAGCACACGAUUUGUCCAUUUCGAAUGUGAUGAACCCCUAAGCCUCCUCGGUUAUGUAUGGAAACUUUGGACAGAAAGCAAAGUGUUGGAAUUAAUGGACCAAACUUUAGAGGAAAGUUACAAAGAAGAUCAAUUUAUUAAGUGUGUAAAUAUUGGGCUCUUGUGCGUACAAGAAGAGGCAAUUGAUCGGCCCAACAUGUCAAACAUCGUAACCAUGCUUGACUGUGACUUUGUAACCCUUCCAUCUCCUAAACAACCAGCUUUUGUCCACAGAAGAGACUCAAGUAGCACACCUUCUUCUAGUAAUAAGCCUGGAACGAAUGCUGAAAUAAGUUAUACCAUGGAAGAAGGCCGAUAGAGUUCCAUGAAGGAAGAUUCAGUUGAGUUAGUCUUCUGCUAGGUUAGUUUAUGUAAUGGUCUUUAAAUGCUCUUGCUUAAGGGAUUAUGUAUCAUAUAGUUUAUUAUCAUAAUAUUUCCCUCCCAUUCUUUAACCGUCAUGUUGUACAAGGUUAAAAUAGGAAUAGCAUAUUUGUAUAAAUGAUUAAAAAUGAAAAAUGGCUAUAAGCAUCUCCAA